This is a messenger RNA of Pristis pectinata (smalltooth sawfish), 2876 nucleotides long. RefSeq names its product choline dehydrogenase (gene chdh). The record is from RefSeq and is a predicted model, not a curated record. Gene Ontology annotation, cellular component: mitochondrial inner membrane. The transcript is spliced from 8 exons. The coding region runs from base 379 to 2172 and encodes 597 amino acids. NCBI's taxonomy places the organism in Eukaryota, Metazoa, Chordata, Chondrichthyes, Rhinopristiformes, Pristidae. Gene Ontology annotation, molecular function: choline dehydrogenase activity; flavin adenine dinucleotide binding.
GGGUGGGAUGAAUGGAUUCGGCGCAGGGUCAUUGAGGGGGGGGGGAAUAGCCAGAUUUUGAGCAUAGCCUUGAGCUAGUCCGGUCCGGAGAUUCCGGCUCCACUCGCUGUUACCUGCUCGGCGGGAUCCCACCCGAUCCGUUGGAGUGUGCGACCGCCGAUCCAACGGGACGAGUGAGGUGACCAGAUAGCGGGAGAACGGGGCCAAGUCAGCGUGUCAGCACAAAUGAGGAUUGCCAAGAGCAACGGCUUUGAAUGAACAAUUCCAGUACAUAUCACUGCACUUUGUACCUGCAGCCAUAAAAAAAAACAAGACCAAUAGGUCGAGCCAAUAUAAAUCAGAACAAACAAGAUAUUCUACACUUUCAGAACAAUUUUAAUGCACACACAGCUCGCAGCAAGAACCAUGAAUAGAUUGAUUGGGUUCGCAAAAGCGAAUGUGGCAAGCAGUUUAUUAAUUAGAUCCCUACAGCACCAGAACUUAAACGUAUUGGCUAAAACCUAUGCUGCAGAGACAUCAGCGUUCAACUACAUAAUAGUCGGAGCAGGUUCUGCAGGAUGCGUCCUGGCAAACCGCCUUUCUGAAGACAGCAAUGAUUCGGUGCUCCUUUUAGAAGCAGGGCCGAAAGAUACGCUAUUGAGUAGCAAGCGACUGAUGUGGAAGAUUCAUAUGCCAGCUGCCUUGAUAUACAAUCUUUGUGAUGACAAGUACAACUGGUAUUACCAUACUACAGCUCAAAAACACAUGAAUAACCGUGUAAUGUACUGGCCAAGAGGCCGUGUUUGGGGAGGAUCGUCUUCUUUGAAUGCAAUGGUAUAUAUCCGUGGACAUGCAGAAGAUUAUAAUCGCUGGGAGAAACAAGGUGCCACUGGUUGGGAUUAUGAACAUUGCCUUCCAUACUUUAGGAGAGCACAGUGCCAUGAACUGGGAGCUGACCAGUAUAGAGGGGGAAAUGGACCAUUACAUGUAUCACGGGGAAAGACAAAUCAUCCUCUUCAUUUUGCUUUUCUUGAGGCUGGGCAACAAGCUGGCUACCCAUUUACUGAUGACAUGAAUGGAUUUCAGCAGGAGGGAGUUGGUUGGAUGGAUAUGACAAUUUUCAAAGGACGGAGAUGGAGUGCGGCUAGUGCGUAUUUGCGCCCCAGUUUCACACGCAGCAACUUAACAGCAGAAGUGAAAACGUUUGUAACUAAAAUUUUAUUUGAUGGUACCAAGGCCAUUGGUGUUGAAUAUGUUCAAGGUGGAUUAACGAGAAAGGUAUAUGCCAAUAAGGAAGUGAUCCUAAGUGGAGGUUCAAUUAACUCACCCCAGCUUCUUCUGUUAUCUGGGGUGGGCAACGCAGAUGACCUUAAAGCUCUGGGAAUUCCUGUUGUGUGUCAUCGUCCAGGUGUGGGCCAGAAUCUUCAAGAUCAUUUGGAACUAUAUGUGCAGCAACAGUGUACUGAACCUAUAACACUGUAUAAAUCCCAAAAACCCUUCAAGAUGAUCCAGAUUGGUUUGGAAUGGUUUUGGAAAUUCACAGGUGAGGGAGCUACUGCUCACUUAGAAACUGGUGGGUUUAUCAGAAGUCGUCCUGGAGUAAGCCAUCCUGAUGUUCAGUUCCAUUUUCUGCCAUCACAGGUGAUUGACCAUGGAAGAAUCACACCUGAAGCAGAGGCUUAUCAGGUUCAUGUGGGCCCAAUGAGGCCCACAAGUGUGGGCUGGCUGAAGCUCAAGAAUGCAAAUCCUAAAGAACACCCAAUUAUUGAACCAAACUACUUGUCUACAGAAACUGACAUCUGGGAACUCCGCCAAUCAGUGAAGCUAAGCAGGGAGAUAUUUGCUCAAAAGGCCUUUGAUAAGUUCCGUGGUCCAGAACUUACUCCUGGCAGCCAUGCCCAGACUGACAAGGAAAUCGAUGCUUUUGUGAGAGAAAAGGCUGAUAGUGCCUACCAUCCAUCCUGCACCUGUAAAAUGGGACAGCCUUCAGAUCCCAUGGCAGUUGUCGACCCUGAGACGAGAGUUAUAGGGCUAGAGAAUUUACGGGUUGUAGAUUCUUCUAUAAUGCCCAGUAUUGUUAGUGGCAACCUAAAUUCACCGACAAUCAUGUUGGCUGAGAAGGCUGCUGACAUAAUCAGGGGACGUCCAGCACUACGUGAUAAGGAUGUUCCUGUUUAUAAACCCAAAUCCUAGGCAUUCAGCUGAAAAAAAAGUGGCAUACAUUAAAAUUAUUUUUUCGUACUUCAGCAUGUUCCUCCCUCAUCAAUAAAGGUAGGUUUUAUACAAUGUAAAAGAACAAAAUCUGAAUAGUUGUAAAUAAGCUAUUUGAUACAAAGUAGAAAAACUUCUGAAUCUAGUUUUGUAUCUUUUGUGCUUUUUUAUAAUUUGCUUUCAUUGAUUAAAUUUUACUCAUUUUUGAUUCUUUUGUGCCUGGCGUCAUGGUUAUGGUUGGACCCAGACCAAGGUAAUGGAGUUUAUGGUUCAAUUGUGCAUUAUUCCUGCCAUAUCUGUGUAUUGUCAUAAUGUCUUAAGAGUCAAAAGAGUGGCUGACUUGUAAUGGUUUAAUCAGUAUUUUAUAGUCGUAAAAUUAUAGAUUUAUAAAAUAUUCGAAUUUCUAAAAAGACUGAGCCAUGGUAUUGCAUGUGACUAUUUCUAUUUAAAUACUGUUUUGAAAUGGAAGGGGUUGAUUUAUAUACAGCUAAACUGUGUCUCUUUUUAACACAGUCACAAUCUUUUCCAAGUAAUAUUGAAUAGACAUACUGUGUAGCCAGUGUGCAAUCACUUGAACUCAAGAUGCAAAUGGACAACAUUAAAAACUUAACUUUUCUUUGUGGAUCAUUUUAACUGAUGGUAAUGUAGUUUGACAAAUAAAGUGAUUGGAAAGAUAAAAACGUAUC